UUUAUCCAUGUGUCUGGUGUUGAUAAUUAUUUUUUGUACGACAAUUAACCUAACCUAAGUUCUUUUAGUUCGCGUAAGGCCGAAGUAGGCACGUGAAAUAUUGUAGUUUUCGUUAAAUAAAUCGGAAAAUCAAAAAUAAGUGAUAAAGACAUGGCAGACGCGGCCGCAAAACCAGAAAAGAAAGUUAAGGUUAAAUCAGCUGAAAAACCAGCAGCUGGAGACAAACCAAAACUUAAAAAGCGACCACACAAACGCCAUGGACGUUUAUAUGCCAAGGCAAUUUUCACUGGUUAUAAACGAGGACUCCGUAAUCAACAUGAAAACACAGCACUUUUAAAAGUUGAAGGAUGUGCUGAAAAGGAAGACAGCAGAUUUUAUGUAGGAAAAAAAUGUGUUUAUGUAUAUAAAGCCAAAAACAAGACAUGCAUUCCUGGCUCAGUUAAACACAAAAAGAGUAAAGUACGUGCUAUUUGGGGAAAAGUCACUCGAUCCCAUGGAUGUACGGGUGCAGUAAGAGCUAAGUUCAAGAGAAAUUUACCAGCAAAAGCUAUGGGACAUCGUAUUCGUAUUAUGUUGUAUCCAUCCAGAAUAUAAGGAAAUUAAAUUAUUCGUUCCAUUUUGGUUGGGACACUCUUAAGUAAUAUUGUUUUCUUAUUGUCUGAUGUAUACAUAAAUUAAUAAUAAAAAAAUUAUAAAA
This is a messenger RNA of Chrysoperla carnea, 697 nucleotides long. It is a transcript of the gene RpL35A, whose product is annotated as 60S ribosomal protein L35a. Gene Ontology annotation, cellular component: ribosome; cytosolic large ribosomal subunit. Gene Ontology annotation, molecular function: structural constituent of ribosome. The transcript is spliced from 4 exons. The record is from RefSeq and is a predicted model, not a curated record. Bases 151 to 594 code for a protein of 147 amino acids. NCBI's taxonomy places the organism in Eukaryota, Metazoa, Arthropoda, Insecta, Neuroptera, Chrysopidae. Gene Ontology annotation, biological process: cytoplasmic translation; ribosomal large subunit biogenesis.